This is a messenger RNA of Acipenser ruthenus (sterlet), 4424 nucleotides long. RefSeq names its product NLR family CARD domain-containing protein 3. The record is from RefSeq and is a predicted model, not a curated record. NCBI's taxonomy places the organism in Eukaryota, Metazoa, Chordata, Actinopteri, Acipenseriformes, Acipenseridae. Gene Ontology annotation, molecular function: protein binding. Gene Ontology annotation, cellular component: cytosol. The coding region runs from base 524 to 3826 and encodes 1100 amino acids. Gene Ontology annotation, biological process: regulation of apoptotic process; negative regulation of canonical NF-kappaB signal transduction. The transcript has 19 exons.
UUGUUUUGUUUUGUUUUGUUUUUAAAAUUAAAAUAGUUUAUUCCGCAUAAACUCGGUGCCCUGCGAUUUCGUCGGCAGUCUGGAAAGUUGCAAACUUUUAAUUAACAGCUUCAUACUGCCCCACCUGCGGACUGUGCUUGCUGAGCUGGAACACGAUGCGCUGUUCAAAGAAGGCGGAGUACAUUUUAAAUUAUUGUUAACGGGUUAAAUCCUGUAAAAAAAAAAAAAGAAAGAAAGAAAGAAAGAAAACUCCUGCCUGGAUCACACGUUACAGUAUUGAAUAGUUUCGUUAACUUUCAGCUGCAGGUGUACCAUUUAUCAGGGUUUACCUGAAUCUGUCUUUGAACUCUACCGGAGGCUGAAGAUACAGUACCAGAAAAAUGGAGAAAGGAUAAAAAAAAAAGGGAGGAGGAUUUGUGACCCGUAACUAGAAAGUGCACUCUGGCCACUGGGCAGAAGAUAGGAUGUCCAGGUUGUCCAGUAUCUCCUCAGACUGACCCCCCCCCCCACCCCGUACCAGCAGAUGAAGAUGAAAAUGGAAGGCUUUUGGAUUCACAGAUACCGGAAGCAGCUCGUGAGAUCGAUCUCGGGGCCCUUCCUGGAGAACAUCGUGAGUCACGUGAGGAAGCUGGAGCUCAUCAGCCGCGACGAGGCCUCGCAGAUCCAGGAGGCCGGGCUGCUCUGCGAGAAGGUGCGGACCGUCAUCGACAUCCUGGCCGGGAAGGGAACCCUGGGCUCCGAGACCCUCCAGGCUUUCAUCAAGGCCACCAACUCCCAGCUCUACCUGCUCAUCACCCUCUACGACCCGAUGGUUCAGAAACACGUGGAGGUUCUGCAGAGCCGAUACGGGACCUGGAUGGAGCAGGGGCUGCUGUCGGAGAAGCUGUCCCUGGACCGAUUGAACAGCCUGCUGCUGGUGGAGGGGCUCUCGGACCUCCAGCAGAAGGAGCACGACGUCAUGCAGAUCGAGGCCACCAAGGGCACGGUGAGGCAGAGUGCCAAGCCCAUCGCCCUGGAGAAGCUGCUGCAGCCCGUGACCAGGGUGAGCAUGCCCCCCCGCAUCCUGCUCACGGUGGGGGUGGCCGGCAUUGGGAAAAGCACACUGCUCAGUCUCUUUAUCCACCGCUGGGUGAAGGGUGAGAUCUACCCGGACGUGAGCUUCGUGCUUCCCUUCACCUUCUGGGAGCUGAACACUUACGAGAAGCUGUCGGCCGAGCGGCUGGUCAGGUCGGCGUUCCCCCACAUGGCAGAGUCCGGUCACGUCUUCAACGGGACGGCCCGCGUCCUCCUGAUCUUCGACGGGCUGGACGAGUUCAAGCCCACCCUGGAUUUCUCGGACACGAUGGCCUGUACCGACCCCAAGAAGGAGGUGCCCGUGGACAACCUGAUCACCAAUAUAAUCCGGGGAAACCUGUUCCCGGAUGCGUCUGUCUGGCUGACAUCUCGGCCCACCGCGGCGGCUCAGAUCCCUGGGGGCCUGGUGGACAGGAUGACGGAGAUCCGAGGCUUCACCAAGGAGGAGAUCCAGGAUUUCCUGAACCAGCUUUUCCAGGACGGAGAGCUGUCCUCCCGGGUUUGGUCCCACUUGAACUCCAGCAAGGUCUUCAAUGUGAUGUGCUACAUGCCCUGCACCUGCUGGAUCGUGGGCUCCACCCUCGGCUACCUCCUCAGGAGCGGCACCCAGGACGGACAGGGCUUGCCCAAAACCUGGACUGAGCUGUACUCUUACUUCUUUAAGAUGGUAGCGGAAGGGGAUUUGCAGACCAAGGACAAGGAACCCCUGAGGUUCGAGCAAGCCUUCGGCAACAGCAGGAAGCUGAUGGCAAACCUGGGGAAGCUGGCCUUUUACGGGCUGAUCAAGAGGAAGUACACUUUCUACGAGCAGGACAUAACGGCCUACGGGAUUGACCUGCCCUCGCUCCAGGGCAGCCUCGGCAGCCGCGUCCUUGUCAAGGAGGACUCGCCAGUCUGCACCGUCUACUACUUUGCCCACCUCACCCUGCAGGAGUACCUGGCCGCCACUUUUUACUACACAGCUGCCAAGCGGGCCAUCUUCGACCUCUUCACGGAGAAUGGCAUGUCCUGGCCCAAGAUCGGCUUCCAGAACCACUUCAAGAACGCCCUGCAGAGGGCGCAGCAGUCCAAAGACGGUCAGCUGGACAUCUUUGUCCGCUUCCUGUCGGGGCUGCUUUCCCCGCAUGUGGUCAAGCCCCUCUCAGGACUCCUGCUGCUAGCCAGGGACGAGCACAGCGGGUACCGAGGUCCUGCCAUCUCCCUCCUGCAGGGCUGCCUUAGCACAGGCACCGUCUCCCUCCGCACUGUCAACGUGGUGCACUGCCUGCAAGAGCUGCAACAUGUAGAGCUGGCCCGCACCGUGGAGGAGUCGCUCCGCAACGGCAGCCUGGCGGGCAAGUUCACCUCCGUCACCUGCUCGGUGCUGGCCUACCUGCUACAGGUCUCUGAGGAGUGCACGGAGGAGACCAACCUCUCCAACUGCCUAAACUACAGCAUCGUCAAGAGCCUGCUGCCCCAGCUCCUGUACUGUAACAACCUCAGAUUGGAAAAUAACAAUUUCAAAGAUGAUGUCAUGGAUUUGCUGGGCAGCUUGCUGAGUGCUAAGGACUGUCACAUUCAGAAGAUCAGCCUCGCUGAGAAUUCCAUUGGCAACAAAGGAGCCAAAGCCAUCGGCCGGUCUCUGAUGGUGAACAGGAGCCUCACUGCACUCGACCUCCACAGCAAUAACAUCGGGCCGAAGGGAGCAAAGGCGCUGGCAGACGCAGUCAAGAUAAACCAAGGACUUGUAUCGCUCAACCUCCAGAACAACUUCAUUGGAGAAGAGGGGGCCAAGGCAGCAGCUGAGAUCCUACAGUCCAACCGCAACCUCUGCACCCUGCACCUGCAGAAGAACUCCAUCGGCCCAGAAGGAGUGAAGCGCAUUGCGGAAGCACUGAAGAACAACAGGAGCUUGAAAGAACUCAUGCUCUCCAGCAACCAGCUUGGAGACAAGGGUGCGAUUGCACUGGCGAAGGCUCUGAAACAGAACCACAGCCUGACCGCUCUCGACCUCCAGAGCAACUCGAUCAGCAACAAAGGGGUGACGGCACUCACUGAGGCUCUCAAACACAACAGGGGACUGAUCGACUUGAACCUUCGCGAGAACUCAAUCGGGGUGGAGGGUGCGAAGGCGAUCGCCAAUGCACUACGAGAAAACGGCACGCUGAGGAACCUCGAUUUGACUGCUAACCUGCUGCACGACGAGGGAGCCAAGGCCAUUGCAGGAGCAGUGAAGGUGAACCGGAGCCUCACCUCCCUGCAUCUCCAGUGGAACUUCAUCAAGUCGAACGCUGCGAAAGCCUUGGCUCAAGCACUACAGUCCAACAGCAGCCUCCAGAGUCUUGACCUGCAGGAGAACUCCAUUGGGGAUGAGGGGAUGGUUGCCCUGGCAGACGCUCUCAAGACCAACACCGCCCUCACCAUGCUCUAUCUGCAGGGAGUGUCGGCGGGUGUGAUGGGAGCCAUUGCCCUGGCAGAUGCACUGAGGGUGAACAAGACCCUGCACACUCUUGACCUGCGCGGAAAUUCCAUCGGGAUGGAAGGAGCCAAAGCAAUGUCCAACGCACUAAAAAUAAACGACACGCUCAGGUCCCUAAAUCUUCAGGAGAACUCACUGGGGAUGGAUGGAGCCAUAUUUAUUGCUAAAGCCCUCACUGGAGACCAUCGUCUCACCUAUAUAAAUCUUCAAGGUAACUCGAUCGGAGAGUCUGGGGCGAAGAUGAUUUCUGAUGCCAUCAAAACAAAGUCGCCCGACUGCGUGGUGAAGAUCUGAACCGGGCUGGACGACCUGCGUGGCAUCGGUUAGGAGGUGCAGUGGCGUUCUGUCCGGGGAUCCCUCAGACUAAGUUAAGUCUUAUCUGCUGGCUGAUUUGGUAGGGGUACCUGGAAUCAGUUCUGCUUGGUCUCAGCUCAGGGAAAGCAUGGAAAGGAUGGCACUCUCAUAGGCAUAGACCCAGGGUGGAAGUGUAUGUUGAUGGGGACACUGAAUGCUGCACAAGCCUGCUCUGAGAAUAGACUGAGAACUUCAGUUCCCAAGUUUUAUCACUUUUAUCAUUUGCAAAUUUAACUCCAUCACUCACAUACACAGAAGCACCUUUUAAGGCACUGAAAGCAACUUGGCAGACCUGGUUCACUGUCCAGGCGAUAUGAGAUAUGAAAUACCUUCCAACACUUUGUAGCCCCCCCUGCCUGUGUGUGACAGAGAGCAGCAGAGGACGGAGGAGCUCAUCCUAAACACACAUACAGAAAAACUCCAGCAAGCGCCAUAUUCAUUCAGAGAGAAGUCCCUGCGCAAGUCACAGAGCUCAGUCUGUAAACCGUAACACUGCAACCGGAACAGAAGCAAUUCUGGGGAGUUCAAGGGUUCACCA